Molecule: messenger RNA, 1337 nt
Organism: Trifolium pratense (red clover)
Lineage: Eukaryota; Viridiplantae; Streptophyta; Magnoliopsida; Fabales; Fabaceae
Product: syntaxin-32-like
Exons: 5
Coding region: 136-1152 (338 amino acids)
Biological process (GO): endoplasmic reticulum to Golgi vesicle-mediated transport; intracellular protein transport; vesicle fusion
Cellular component (GO): SNARE complex; Golgi membrane; endomembrane system
Molecular function (GO): SNARE binding; SNAP receptor activity
Source: RefSeq, a predicted model, not a curated record
UACCAUUAGAACACACGGUGCUGCAAUUCCUCCCUCCAUCCAUCGUCACCAAAAUUCCGUUUCUGUUUCCCAUUACCCGCCACCGCCUUAACGGAUCCUACUUUUUUUGGAGCCAAUUUACAUUUCCCACUGAAAAUGCAGGCCAAAUCCACACAUUCAUCUUUUCGCGAUCGCACACAUGAAUUCCACACAAUCACCCAAACCUUCAAGAAAUCAUUACCAGAAGAAGAAUCAAAUGAACCUACUACCAUUACUUCUUCCAGAUCCGAACAACAACCAAAUUCCGUUGCAAUUCAAUCAGAGUUCAAUCGAAGAGCUUCCAAAAUUGGUUAUGGAAUUCACCAAACCUCUCAAAAGCUUUCCAAACUCGCCAAAUUGGCGAAAAGGACUUCGGUUUUUGAUGAUCCAACUGUCGAAAUUCAAGAGCUAACAAGUAUUAUUAAACAAGAUAUUACUGCACUUAAUUCCGCAGUUGUGGAUCUUCAAUUACUUACCAACUCUAGAAAUGAUUCUACCGACACAACUACUCAUUCCACUACCGUUGUCGAUGAUCUUAAGACUCGAUUGAUGACCACUACCAAAGAAUUUAAAGAUGUUCUCACCAUGAGAACUGAGAAUUUGAAAGAACAUGAGAGUAGAAGACAAUUGUUUACGUCCUCUACCUCUAAGGAUUUGGCAAAUCCAUUCCUACGUCAACGUCCAUUAGCUACAAGGUCGGCUGCUACUGGUACCACUUCUAAUGCCCCCGCACCUCCAUGGGCGAGUGAGUCAUCGUCUUCAUCACAGUUGCUUCAUAAAAAGCAAGAGGAUGGGGAAAGUCAACCAUUGUUACAACAGCAGCAGCAGCAGCAACAGAUAGUUCCAUUACAAGACAGUUACAUGCAAAGCAGAGGAGAAGCUCUUCAGAAUGUUGAGUCCACUAUUCACGAGCUCAGCAACAUUUUUAAUCAACUAGCAACACUUGUUUCUCAUCAAGGAGAGAUCGCCGUCAGGAUUGAUGAGAACAUGGAUGAUACAGUAGCUAAUGUAGAGGGGGCACAAGCCUCCUUGUUGAAGUAUCUCAAUAGCAUAUCUUCUAAUAGGUGGUUGAUGAUCAAGAUUUUCUUUAUAUUGAUACUUUUCCUUAUGGUUUUCUUAUUUUUUGUGGCAUAGUCAUUGGAGAAAUGAAAGGACACAAGUGGCGGCUUUCUUACUGGUGUAAGCCUUGUGUAUAUUUAAUAUUCAUUUCAGAAUAGGGUAUCUUAGGGACCAACACUGUCUAAAUUUAUACUUGUACAGUAUUUAUAAUUGAUUAUUUGAUACAACGAGGUUAAAAACGACUAUUAUUGUACCGUUUC